AUGGAUGGUUUCACAAACCUUCUGCAUAGUCAAAUACCUAUAGACCUUGAAUCACCCGAACCUUAUUGGUUCGGGUCUGAAGUUCCUGCUGAGUCUCCUAGCCAAGUCCCUGCUGAGUCUCCUAGCCAAAGAGUUGGGGCUUUCUGGAAGCGUAUUGUAGAGUACUACAACGCAAGCCCUCUGCUCGUUGGUCAAACAGCGCGAGAGAUUACUUCUUGCAAACAGAGGUGGAGUAGGAUCAACGGGGAAGUAUGCAAGUUUACUGGAUGCUAUGAUGCAGCUUUGAGGGCGCAGAAAAGUGGGGAAAAUGAUGAUGAUCUGAUGAAAGCUGCAUUAGAUAUAUUCUUCACCAAGUAUGGUUACAAGUUCACACUUGAUCACUGCUGGAGGGAGCUGAGGCAUGACCAGAAAUGGGCCUCGAUUUAUGUGGCUAAGGAAGGUGGAAAGGAAAAGCGGAGGUCCGUCUUGGAGGUUGAUACAGAAGAAGCGGACGUGGGAGAUCCAGAGGAGAGACCAAUCGGGGUAAAGGCUGCGAAAGGUGGCAGUAAGAAGAAGAAGAAGAGUGGUAAAGAAGAAGAGUUGUCCAAGCUUCAAAACGUGUUAGGUGAAGUAGUCACGGGCGUCUAA
Brassica napus (rape) is the source of this 627-nucleotide messenger RNA. Its product is annotated as glutathione S-transferase T3-like. The transcript has 3 exons. Lineage: Eukaryota; Viridiplantae; Streptophyta; Magnoliopsida; Brassicales; Brassicaceae. Bases 1 to 627 code for a protein of 208 amino acids. The record is from RefSeq and is a predicted model, not a curated record.